AUGUCAUCUAUUCCUGAAAACCCAAGAGACACCAGCUUCUUCAAGCCUCAGCACGGCUACAAUGACAUCCAAUACAAGACCGAAAAGUACUCGGACAAGCCUACUCCAAUCGUGAUGCCCAAGCAAAACAAAGCAACUGAGUUUCUAUCUGAUCAUACCGACAAGGAACAUAUGAAGGGGUAUGCUAAACUGGGAGGUAAGAGGUUGUUCAACACGUUGAUUGGAUUCGUAUGCCAUUGA
Lodderomyces beijingensis is the source of this 240-nucleotide messenger RNA. The record is from the annotation of a GenBank genome assembly. NCBI's taxonomy places the organism in Eukaryota, Fungi, Ascomycota, Pichiomycetes, Serinales, Debaryomycetaceae.